AUGAUAAUGUGGCACGACCUGUACAUGGUGAUGUCCGCCGUGGUGCCGCUGUACGUGGCGAUGGUACUGGCCUACGGGUCCGUGCGCUGGUGGGCCGUCAUCACCCCCGAGCAGUGCGGCGGCAUCAACCGCUUCGUGGCCGUCUUCGCCGUGCCGCUCCUCAUCUUCAAGGUCAUCUCCGCCACCGACCUCUACGCCAUGGACCUCCGCUUCGCCGCGGCCGACACCCUCCAGAAGCUCCUCGUCCUCGCCGCGCUCGCCGUAUGGUGUCGCCUCGCCCCCGCGCGCUACGGCCGGUUCGCCGGGCUGGACUGGUCCAUCACGCUCUUCUCCCUGUCCACUCUAACCAACUCGCUCAUCGUCGGCAUCCCGCUCAUCGCCCCCAUGUACGGGCCGCAUGCUGGACACCUCGUGGUGCAGCUCGUUGUGCUCCAGUGCCUCGUCUGGUACAACUUGCUCAUCCUCCUCUUCGAGUUCCGCGCCGCGCGGCUGCUCGUCGCGGGGAGGUUUCCGGUGAGCCUCGCCGCCGUGUGCGUCGACCCAGAAGUCGCGUCGCUCGACGGAAGUACGGCAGAGGUGGCACCAGACGGAACCGUGGGCGUCAAGACCGAGGCCGCCGUGCAGGAGGCCGGCACGACGGUGGAGGCCAACAAGGACGGCGGCGGCGCGACGCCACCGUUUGGCCUGAUGCUCCGGCUCAUCCUGCCGAUCGUGUGGCGCAGGCUUAUACGGAACCCAAACACGUUUGCCUGCGUCCUCGGCCUCGCUUGGUCACUCAUCAAAUUCCGAUUCCACCUCAACAUGCCGGCCAUCGUGGCCAACUCCAUCUCCAUCCUCUCCGACGCAGGGCUGGGGAUGGCCAUGUUCAGCCUGGGACUCUUCAUGGCCAUACAGCCCAAGAUCAUCGCAGGCACCAACACCGUCACGGCUGCUACCAUGGCCGUUCGCUUCCUCCUCGGCCCCGCGGUCAUGGCGAUCGCCUCCGCCGCCGUCGGCCUCCGAGGCACGCUGCUGCGCAUCGCCAUUGUCCAAGCCGCCAUUCCACUGGGGAUCGUGCCGUUCGUGUUCGCCAGAGAGUACAAUCUCCAUGCCUCAAUUCUUUGCACCGGGGUCAUAUUUAGCACGCUAAUAGCUCUUCCGGUCGCCCUUGUCUACUACAUAAUUCUUGGGCUACUAUGA
This is a messenger RNA of Lolium perenne, 1179 nucleotides long. RefSeq names its product probable auxin efflux carrier component 3b. The record is from RefSeq and is a predicted model, not a curated record. Gene Ontology annotation, cellular component: endoplasmic reticulum; plasma membrane. Lineage: Eukaryota; Viridiplantae; Streptophyta; Magnoliopsida; Poales; Poaceae. Gene Ontology annotation, biological process: auxin export across the plasma membrane; auxin polar transport. Gene Ontology annotation, molecular function: auxin efflux transmembrane transporter activity.